Molecule: messenger RNA, 1102 nt
Organism: Botrytis cinerea B05.10
Lineage: Eukaryota; Fungi; Ascomycota; Leotiomycetes; Helotiales; Sclerotiniaceae
Exons: 1
Coding region: 578-1042 (154 amino acids)
Source: RefSeq, a predicted model, not a curated record
GGAUGAAUUGCCCUGGGACCCUUCAUCUACCAACAACAGACUUCCGUUUAUUAUCGAAUUGGAUUGAUCAUGGGCUGAUGGCCCCCUGUCUUUAGAUGCCCCCUUUGGAACUUUCCGGGCGAGGUUGAUGGUGCGUAUGCGCUCUCAAGUUUUGAUGAGCAGCUACAAACACCUCCGGAACUCGAACAAGACGGAAAUCAUUCCGAUUUUCAGCCUAGAGUCUCCUGGAAUCACUGCCAGUAUAGCGAGAAUCAUACCUCGGCGCAGCAGAGUACUGUGGACCCAUUGUACUGGACGGAGCAGCUGCCUUCUACAGGGUACGGCCUCUCAUUGUGUGUCAGUCCCAUCGACCGACAAGCUAUUCCGAUCCUGAUAGCAAAAUAUGUACACUGCGUUUUGUGUGCUUAGUUUCUAACAUCUAAAAGAAUCGAUAGUAAUCAAGAUCCAGAAACGGACCACUCGUCUUUUCCCGGAACAAGCAUAUCUCACCAAACAGGCAAGCAACAAACUGCUUCCAUGUAAGCUAUUAUAUUUUGAUUUAUGUCAAUCAACUGGCUGACUCCCACACUGCCAAUCUAUGGAUAACAAUCAACGCAUCCAUAAAUGUACAACACUAGAUUGCAAAGUCCCCGGCUUCAGAAAGCUAUCAGAUCUUCGACGUCAUCAACACUCCCACGAGGCACCUCGAUUCUUUUGUCCCGUGAGGACAUGCAAAGCUCACACCAGGGGUUUCAAACGCAAAGACAAUCUCACAGAGCAUCAGAAACGAGCUCACGAGGCAAAUGCACGAGCUUCCAUGGUUGCGUCUCAUGAUUCGAAACUCAGCGCUCGAGCCGAACCAAUGGAAGAUGAAGAAAUGGGAAACGAGAGUCCACCUUUGGCUCUGAUGGCAAUCAAGGAUGGCUUUGAUAGCAGUUUGUCACCAAAAGAGUUUCUUUUGGCAAAGCUCGCGGAGUUACGCGCAUCGCGGAAAAAAUGGAUCGAGCAAAAAGACGAGGAAAUUAGAGCGGUGGAGAAGACAUUGUUUUUGAUCAACAGGUAAUCUCCAGAAAGCAUGUCUGGAUUGUUGGUAAAAUGGUACAUGGUCUAGCUGCCUCGACCA